UCCUCCACCACCACCACCACAAUGUCGCCGCUCCUCCUCCUCCUCCUCCUCCCCCUCCUCCUCCUCGCUCCCUCCACCCGCGCCCAGUCCGCCCCGGCCCCGGCCCCAUCCGGCCCCAUCAACAUCACCGCGAUCCUCGAAAAGGAAGGACAAUACACCCGCUUCAUCCACUUCCUCAACGUGACCCAGGCAGGCGACCAGCUAAACAACCAAGUCAACAACUCCCGCGAAGGCAUGACCCUCUUCGCCCCCACCGACAACGCCUUCCAGAACCUCCCGCCGGGGGCUCUCAACAACCUGAGCCCCCAGCAGCAGGUCCAGCUGGUGCAGAACCACAUCUGCCCUAAAUACUACUCGCUGACCGACCUCCUGUCGGUCAGCAACCCGGUCAGGACGCUCACCACCGGCCAGAAGGGCGGCGUGUUCGGCCUCAACAUCACCGGGCAGAACAAUCAGGUGAAUGUGAGCACCGGGGCAGUGGAGGUCUCGGUGUACAACGCGGUGAGGAAGGACUUCCCCCUCGCGGUGUACCAGGUGGAUAAAGUGCUGAUGCCGAGGUUUGACGACAGCGGGGAUGAUGACAAGAAGGCGCCGACUGCGGCGCCGAAGGGAGGGGCGGCGGACGGUGGCGAUGCGACGGCGCCGUCGACGCAGAGCCCGGAGGGGAAUGGGGCGGCGAGGAUCGGAUUGGUGGCGGCGUUUUGGGUGAUGUGUAUGGGAUUGGUGUUGUGAUUUUUUUUUUAAUUUCUUAAAUCGAUUAUGGUGGUGUUUUUUUUUUAUAUUUAUUUGGUUGAUUGAUGUUCGGAAAAUUGUUUUAUUUGAUUCUGAUUUGUGGCUUCACAUAUUCUAUAAAGGGGUUUUUUUAUAGAAUUAUUUGGAUCUAGUUAAGGACAAUUCACAUGGACAGUAUAUGGCAAAUUGUUGUAAAAAUAGUAAUUUUUUGUUGAA
This is a messenger RNA of Salvia splendens (bonfire salvia), 948 nucleotides long. Its product is annotated as fasciclin-like arabinogalactan protein 9. NCBI's taxonomy places the organism in Eukaryota, Viridiplantae, Streptophyta, Magnoliopsida, Lamiales, Lamiaceae. Gene Ontology annotation, cellular component: plasma membrane. Bases 22 to 732 code for a protein of 236 amino acids. Gene Ontology annotation, biological process: plant-type secondary cell wall biogenesis. The record is from RefSeq and is a predicted model, not a curated record. The transcript has a single exon.